Messenger RNA from Candida dubliniensis CD36, 1371 nucleotides. RefSeq names its product kynurenine 3-monooxygenase (gene BNA4). The transcript has a single exon. The record is from RefSeq and is a predicted model, not a curated record. NCBI's taxonomy places the organism in Eukaryota, Fungi, Ascomycota, Pichiomycetes, Serinales, Debaryomycetaceae. Gene Ontology annotation, biological process: quinolinate biosynthetic process; NAD+ metabolic process; L-tryptophan catabolic process. Gene Ontology annotation, molecular function: kynurenine 3-monooxygenase activity; FAD binding; NAD(P)H oxidase H2O2-forming activity. Gene Ontology annotation, cellular component: mitochondrial outer membrane. Bases 1 to 1371 code for a protein of 456 amino acids.
AUGCUGGAAGAAGAUAGUGAAAAGACCAUUGGGAUUGUUGGGGCGGGUCUAGUUGGGUGUUUGGCGGCCCUUGCUUUUGCCAAAAAAGGAUAUGAUGUAACAUUAUUUGAGUAUCGACCAGAUCCUCGUACGGUUGAUUCGUCACAGAGAAACUUGAGAUCGAUCAAUUUAGCUGUUAGUAGUAGAGGGAUUAGAGCUUUACAGUAUGUUGAUCCGGCCAUGGCAGAUAGAAUUUUAGAGCACGUUAUACCCAUGAAAGGACGAAUGAUACAUGACAUUACAGGGACUAAACAGGAAUCGCAGGUCUAUGGGUUAAAUGGUGAGAGUAUCAACUCGAUUGACCGUUCUUUUUUGAACAAUUGCUUGUUAGACGAAUUGGACAAGUCAAAUGUCAAGGUAUUGUUUGGGCACAAGUUGGUGAAAUUGGAUACUCUGAAUACGAGCAGAAUGACAUUUAUUGACGCACACAAUGAUGCUAAGACGUCUACUUUUGAUUUUAUUGUUGGGUGUGAUGGUGCCCAUUCACAGUUUAGAUACCAUUUACAAAAGACAAUGAGAAUGGAUUACUCGCAAAAGUAUAUUGACAUGCAGUAUUUGGAAUUGUAUAUUCCGCCAAGUGAGGACCCUGACAAUAAGUUUUCCAUUGAUGCAAACCAUUUGCAUAUAUGGCCCAGACACAACUUUAUGUUGAUUGCUUUGGCAAAUAAGGAUGGGUCGUUUACGUCAACAUUUUUCAGUCCCUGGUCAGUUAUAGAGGAUAUUUCUUCUAGUGAGGAGUUUGUAGAGUUUUUUAGACGCAAUUUCCCUGAUGCUGUUGGUUUAAUAGGAGAGGACGCGUUGUCGAGUGCAUUCAAAUCCAAUCCAAGAGGGUCAUUGAUGCAAGUCAGUUGUUAUCCAUAUAGCAAUGGCAAAGGUAUUAUUUUGGGAGAUGCUGCGCAUUCCAUGGUUCCUUUCUAUGGGCAAGGUAUGAAUUGUGGGUUUGAGGAUGUUAGAAUUUUAAUGGAAUUAAUUGACACCAACAAUGGAGACAUUGAAGAAGCAUUUACACAGUACUCUGCCAGCAGAAAGAAAGACUUGGAUGCUAUAUGCAAAUUGGCUUUAGACAACUACUACGAAAUGUCAUCAAAAGUAGUAGACAUUGGAUAUUUGAUUAAGAAGAAGUUAGACUAUUCGUUAGGUAAGAUUUUUAAGAACAAGUGGUUGCCUUUGUACACGAUGAUUUCGUUCAGAGACGAUAUUCCAUAUGCCAAGGCAAUUGAGAUAGAGAAAAGACAAAACUGUAUUUUGAAUAAUGUUGGGCUUGGUGUUUUGGGAACAGCUGCAGUUUAUGGGUUGGUUAAGUUGGGACAAUUUUUGAAUCGCAGACAAUAA